AUGGGUUCGGGGAUAUCGGUUUUUUCAACUAAAGGCAUAGCUUCAAAGUCAAAUGCUCCUCAAAUGAAUGUGUCGCAGGCCGACAGGAACUGGGAAGUGUUUAUAGGAGCUCUAAAUGAAUGGAAAAAACGACAUCGUACCUCGCCGGGGACGUUGGAGUGUAUGGCGUCAGGCUACACAUCUCUUGCUGAAUAUCAAAGAAUUGGCGUGACUUUCAAGCAACUCGUAGAUCGUUUGAACGCUCGGAGAACAUAUUCACAGCAGAUGUGGACUUCUGACAUGAAUUCAGUGCAGUUACUUCUGGACACUAGCCCUCUGCAGGUCACCCUUGACGUUGUUAAAGAGAACAUGCCGUUCCUUUUUUACUCGUCCAAGUCAGUUCCUUUUAAUGUGAUGUUGGAGAUUAUCUUGUCCAGCGCCGCUGGACUUUCAUGCGGUGCCUUGAGCACUUACACUUCACUCAAAAUGCUGGAUGAAAUGUGUUAUGAAAUUGACAAAUCCCUGAGUACCACCUUGAAGUCCACGGUGGCUUGUCUAAAGGAAUGCUUGGAUCUAUUUCCAGUGGAUAUUGUCAGCGCCAAGAACGAUUACUAUAACUGUUCGGAACCUAUUUUGGCGCCAUUCAUCUCAUGUCUUGCAGCUACAAGCCGAAAGUUUAACUUUUUUGUUUCACUUGAGGAACGUGUGAAGAUGCUAAGCGACGUGAAAAGUUUUAGUUCUCCAGAGGAAUUGAUUAACGCGAUAAGGUGCAUCUCAUCCUUAAUUUCCGAAUUACUCGCGUGUUUCACAUUUAGGGUGCUUCUCCAUAUUGCACGAUUUAUACAUGCGGUUCCAGGGCUGAGGAAAACCGAUGAAGAGAGGGAUAAUGGGGCGAAUAAGAAGAGUUCACUUAACGGUGUUGGACUGGACUUACGCGGCCUUGCAGAGCACGUUAUUAGCGUCUGCAAGGGUUUUGAGAAGCUGCCAGGAGAUGGUUUCACAAACUGCCGGCGUCACUACCCACAUGUGUUUGCAUUUAGCGAUUAUUUUCUCCAAUGGACGGAAUCAGAAGGGCGCCCACCAACGAUUACUGUUGUUGUUAACGCUUUGUUGAAGCAAAUGUUUCUCUUUGCUGGCGGGUUAAGAAGCAUUGCCGCUGACGAGAAAGUAUUUCGCUUGAAGAGCUUACAAGGUGAUAAUGCAUUGAAUAAGCAUUCUUUGCGUUUAAAGCAACCAAACAUGCCGGCAAUGAGUACAUCUGCUUAUAGGUCCAACGAUGCUUUAUUAACAGAGGAUAUUUUAUUGACUUCUGCUUUGCGCGUGGAUGUCGUGAGCUGGGCCACUGUGAUUGUGAAACUUUUGAGACUCCCGUCAGAUGUAAGAGGCCCUACAGAUACUGUGACAAAUGCCGUGAUGGGUGCAAAUAUCUUACGCACCUUGUAUCAGUACAUGGGUCUUCUUCCUUUUGGGGCAUUCUGCCCAAGAAAUAUUUUACGAUGGAUUGAUAUUUUCCCGCUUUAUACGCUGAAUGAAGAGGCUAUACGAACCAUAUUGUUCCUGUACAGUCGAGUUGCAGAGCAGGAAACGCGAAUUAUGCGCCCUAUUGAUCGUUCAGAUGCACUUCGCUCGGUUAUGCGUGCUGUGAAAGGUAUUGAGCGCGCCGUCGUUCGCAAUGCAACCACUAAAGUUGUUGCUGACAUUAUUGUCCCUGAAUUUGAUUCUGAAACCCCUCUCUCGUCUGACAAUGACUUCCAGAGGUCUCGUUGCGGCAUGAUGUAUGAAUCGCUGACGGAAAAUUGCAUUUCCAAAAUGAGGCCACCUGUUGACAUUACUGAUUGUGCUAAGCUCACUUUCAUUCCCCAGCUUCUUGCCCACGUGUCGCCCUACAUUCUUAGCAAAGUGGCUGACGUGCUUUCCGCGGCGCAAAUUAUGGAGCUUGCAUCGAGAGCAGGUGCGUUGGUGCGAUGGAGUUCCGCCGCUAACUUGAAAGACCCGCAGAAAGGCGAUGUCCUCUAUGUGGAAGCUCUUGUAGAAGCAGGACAAGGUGAUGGUAAAAGGAAAAACAUCGCGCGUCAGAAUGCCACCAAUGAACCAUCCUUACCUCAAUCAGCCUUUGGUGACCCGAUAUCGCGGUCCAUGCGAGAUUCAUUUACAAGUACUCUUCAUAAAAAUCGAAGCAGCAAGAACUUGGUAAAGAACACAUCAGGUAAAGUUACAUACCGUUGGGCAAUUAUUUGGUCUCUUCAAGUCCGCGACGAUGAACAUGUGAUUAUAUUUGGUGGAAAUGUGGAAAUUCCAUCAGGUUUUUCUCCCAUAAGUAUCAACCUUGUGGGACACUGCGUCCCGCUAUUUAUUAGACCAGGGUCCGAGGAGGUUUUUUGGACAAAUCCUGAUUUUGAAUACAAUUUGGAUAACGUCCGGUUACAUUUACUUCCCUUUACAAUUGGGUGGCUUCUCGGUAACGGCGUCGCCAACGAAGUGCCGUUUGGAAUACGCAUUGCGCCGUUGGCGUUUCAUUUUAUUGCAUUUGUGCUGAACUUUAAUGCAUCUUUGAAGGAACUACCGGAAGAGAUGGGUAACUUAACGCUUGUGUACGAAGACUUAUUCACCCAAUUUAAGGAAAUAAAUAAAACGCGAAUGGGAAGAAUGUUUGACGAUUUUUCCGAUGAUGGUACCUCUGCGGAGACGCAUGACUCUCCUUCACCUACUGAUUUAGUCGCCAAUAUUAUCAUGAACCUCGACAAGGACAAAGCGAAUUCAUUGAGGUUCUGGGAUGAAGUGGCACGUGGGUUUAAAUUUACAGCUCUUGGGCACAGUCCAUUGUUGAAGAAUUGCUGCUCUCGUGUGGUACAAAACGUCCUCUGCGGCUUAAGCUCGGUGGAUGAAACUUAUAAGGGCGGAUUUGGAUGGGAAAACUAUUUUGUUUUUCUCCCGUUACCUCAAUUGGCCGAUCUCCCAUACGGCGACCAUGUGGCUCGCAUCAUGCGAAAAUGUCUGAAGGAUGACUUUGUUGGGGAAGAAGUACGUCGGCUGUUAAUGUUCUUCACUGGUCAGUCACGAUUGCCGGCAUCGCCUUUAACAAACUGUAUAUUCCUGAUUUUCGAACCAGCCAGCGUGUUGCCCGCUGAUGGUGGGCAUAAGAGCGAUGUCACAGAUAACUCUUCGUUACAGAUGUUGCCAAUGUUAUGGCAGGGACACCAUGUCCUUGAACUUCCUAGUUCGUUGGAGGCGGUACUCGUCGGUUCGCGUGUCACUGAUACGAGCCCAGAAGCAUACGCGGCGGCGUGGCUAGGGCGGUCCCCUGAGAAGCAGUCUAGUGCGUUAGAAACAUUUAAAAGCAUCCUAAAGGAAAAACUGCAUGCUACCGCAAGAGAUGUUGACAUGCAGAGUGGUAGAGGCGGCGGCGGUAGGAGGCAUCCACAGCAACGAAGAACGGAUUCAAAGUCUAUGGGGAGCAGCAUUGCUGUGCCCAAAAAUGAGAAGCAAGAGCCUGAGGGUUCUGCUUCAGGUGGUCCCAGUAGGAGGACGACAUCAGCGUCAUUGGUCAAUGUAACCUCAAAUGGAAAUGCAACUGACACUCCGAAAAAUAGUAGGGAUAUCGCAAGGUUGGGCACUGCGCCGCCAGUUUCUAUUCAAAAAGAGGUUGUGGUCACUAGCACCCGCAACGACAUGAAUGACGCGGACGACAUGGACAAAACGCCUGUGAUAGUCUCAAAAGUGCCACCGUCCCUAUUUUUAGGUUUGACGAAGACAAGUGGAUCGCCACCGAGCAAUGCGACGGUGUGA
Molecule: messenger RNA, 3765 nt
Organism: Trypanosoma rangeli
Lineage: Eukaryota; Euglenozoa; Kinetoplastea; Trypanosomatida; Trypanosomatidae
Exons: 1
Coding region: 1-3765 (1254 amino acids)
Source: RefSeq, a predicted model, not a curated record